AUGAACUAUCGGCUUUGUUAUUCGGCGCGUCCUGCAUCGCGCAUCCUUUUCCAAACGCGAUUGAUACGGCCUCAAUGCGUCUAUAAAGCUGGAAUCGGUAGUUUACGCGCCCUGUCAACCGAGUCCAAUUCGUCUCCCGCGACUUUUCCAAACUCGACUACUCAACCUCGCCAGCCUAUAGAAUACAAUGGGCCUCUUGCGGACACGUACCAGAGACUCAAACUCUUUUCACUCACGUCGCUGAGCCUAGCGACGCUCAUGACACCUCUUAUGUUCAUUAUCGACUCGUCCAUGCCAUUUGCUGGUCGUGCAGUGCUUGGUUUCACCGCAAUGUCAACCUCUGGUCUCUCGACUGCUCUUAUAGCAUGGCUAGGCUCGACCUAUGUGACCAAAGUCCGAGUUGAAGAUGUUGGCGUCGAGGGUGCGGGAGCAGGACGACGAGUGCAUAUGACCACGAAGACGAUGCUGCUCAGAGAGCGCGUCACAACGGUGUACGACCCGUCGUUUCUCGAGCACGCCGAGCAGUAUUUCAAUAAAGUGAGACUGCGGAACCAGAUCCGUGUUCCUAUGGCCGAGGUCGAGAAGAAUGGGAUGAAGCUUGUGGAUGGGAUGGAGGAGACGGUCGCGGAAACGUUGGACGAAAAGGGCAAUGUCCGCGGUUGGUGGGAGGUUCACUGGCGCCGCGAGGGUGACGCUGGCUUUCCACUCCCGAUUUGUACUUUGACGCCAACCACUGCCGUUUUCAGCUCGAUGGGUCUCAUUGAGGUCAUUGCAAAUGAUCGUACAGGGAAUAAGGUCCGAGUCAAGGUGGACUCGGAGGAUACAGUAGAAGUGCUAAAGAAGAUGAUUGCGGCACAAAUGGGCACAGAUUGGGAGAAGAUUGUCUUGAAGAAGUGGUACACCGUAUUCAAGAACCACAUCACACUUGCGGAUUACGAGAUACACGACGGGCAAAGCCUGGAGAUGUACUACAGUUAA
Messenger RNA from Serendipita indica DSM 11827, 978 nucleotides. NCBI's taxonomy places the organism in Eukaryota, Fungi, Basidiomycota, Agaricomycetes, Sebacinales, Serendipitaceae. The record is from the annotation of a GenBank genome assembly.